Liolophura sinensis is the source of this 3381-nucleotide messenger RNA. Its product is annotated as E3 ubiquitin-protein ligase TRIM9-like. The transcript is spliced from 7 exons. The record is from RefSeq and is a predicted model, not a curated record. Gene Ontology annotation, molecular function: zinc ion binding; protein binding. The coding region runs from base 250 to 2013 and encodes 587 amino acids. Lineage: Eukaryota; Metazoa; Mollusca; Polyplacophora; Chitonida; Chitonidae.
CACCAGUUGAUCAGGACCAGCUUUGAAAUGACACCGAGCCAUCCACUGACAAUUAAGAGUAGAGUUAAAAGGGAACUGUUCUAAUUAUUUGUAGAGUGUAAAUGUGUAAAAUCAUAUGACGGGUUUACCUCCCCUCCUCAGAUCACGUGCAUUUCUCUCAGCUAAGUAUUUUCUAUUUCAGACUGCCCAGUUUUGUCAAGUUGUGAAGCAAGGAGAGAUUUGUGUCGACAGUGAAAAACCAAACGUGUAAUGGCUGAAAGUAAGGAAAAUCGUGAAGAGGUUCUCACAUGUCCGAUAUGUGUGGAAACAUUCCGGAAACCAGUAACGUUACCUUGUCAGCACAGUUUUUGCAGGGAGUGUAUUGGUGUAUAUGCUGACAAGUCUAAACCGGGACAAACAGAUGAGGCCUCCUGUAGCACGGGGAGUGAGGGUGUUCACCAGCUGAUCUCAUGCCCUGUAUGUAGGACACCAACUAGUCUGGGGAGAGAAGGUGUGGCUGGUCUGCCUCACAACUUUCAUCUGGCAGAAAUAGUGGAGACGUUCUCUUCUGCUGUAAAGGUUGAAGAUGACAUCCCAUAUUGUUCUCUGUGUGAGGAGGAUAAUCAGGCUAAAGCUGUCAAGUUUUGUACCGACUGUCUGGCUUCUCUUCAUCCCAUGAAGGGGGCUAUGAAACGUCACCGGCUGAUUUCCUCCCAGGAGUACCUCUCACAGGAAACCUCACAGCGACAGACCAGCAGCAGGGAUGAACAAUCAACUCGGCAAGCGUCAUGUGCGAGACAUGGUCAGCCAUUUGGCUUGUACUGUAUCCCGUGCCGGAUGGUGAUCUGUAUGGGGUGUGUGGUUGACCAUGCGGCACAUGCUAUGCGGGAUAUACCUUCUGCAGCUGAAAUUGACAAGCCAGCUGUUUUGAACAAGAGUGGUGAACUGGAGAAAGUGCUAAAAGAAACCAAAGAAUCACUGUCAGGAGUUAUGAGGCUGCACAGUAAGAUACAGGAAAACAAGGAACUUCACAUUGAAGAGGUAGAAAGGGCUUAUUGUGCAGCCUUGGAAGCCUUACAAACCUGGAAACAACAGUCCUUAGAUGGUAUAAAAACCCGCUAUUCACAGUGGAGUGUGGAGUGUAGCGCUAUACUCAAACAUUUCCAGCUACAUGCUCAGGAAAUGGAGAGGAUGGUACAGGCUUCCAAGGAUUUAGUAGCGUCAAUGGACGUCGAGUUUUUACAAGUUUCCACGGACUUCACCAAAACAACUGAUGACCAGCUGAAUGAGAUAAGAGUAGAUCUGGAGAAACAUGAGGUCAGCAGAAAGAAGCUUCUAGAUUCUCUACAACAUGACCAAGUUGUUCCUAGACAGGUGACUGUAAAAGAGACAGUGCAAGAACGUCAGGACUUAGAAGCAGCAGUCGGUGGACAAAUGUCACCCCUACAUGUUACAAAGCCGACGCUGAAAUUCACAGAGACAGACGGCCGUGGGCUGAGAAUCACUGAGAGCGGCUCAGUGGUAAAGGUUAAGGGCUUGUCCUGGGGGUGGUGUGGGAGAGCUGUGACAGGCGGGCGUUACCAGACGGGCAGGUACUACUGGGAGGUGCAGAUCACCUGUUCACCUGACUGUUACUGUGGUGUAGGAGUGAGACAGGAGAGCUGUGGUUUGAUGGGGAGGACAGACGCUGGCCGUAACUCCUGGUACAUUUGGAUGGAGUACCGUGGUGAUGAGGUCAAGUGUUAUAGUCACUGUGGUGGUGAGAUCAAACCUGACUAUCGACAGUACAGACGUUACACACGACCUCAUCACCUGGGUGUGUACCUGGACUGUGAUGACUACACACUGACAGUCCUGGACUGUGACAACAACCAGGUAAUAGGCACUGUUAGUGAUGUUGCCGUCACAGGGCCUCUCGUGCCAUGGGUUGUGUUUUAUGCCGGGUCUGGAUCUGGAUCUGUGUUUGCUCGUCUGGUAACGGGUGACUCUGCAACUGUGCCUCAAGUUCUCUGUGAUAUGAUAAGCACUUCCUGACCAUCGGGUAAUUAUUCAUUACAUCUUUUCCAGCAUGUUAUAAUUUGUUGAAAUGGACUGCUUAAUUAGGUUUUUUUAUUCAGACAAACUCACCAAUUUGCACAUAGAUGUUUUAGUUAAUGUCAGCAGUGUGGCUAAUUCAGUAUGUAUAGCUUCUUCUGCAAAGUGGUCAGUGAUCUGUCACAAGCUUACAGCUUGGUGUAGUUAUACACAGUCUGUCUGACUUGUCCUGAACAUCAAUGUCUGUUUUCUUCCAGACAAAAUACAUGUAGAUAAUGGCUGGGUAGUUUUAGUUUUAGUAAUAGUGACUUGUAAAUCAGUGUAAUCAGGAGUGUCACUGAGCAAAACAGGUCACAGUUUAUACAUGGCAAUACAUACAGUCAUCAGGGUACAUGUAGUAGGAUGUACAUUUGUGACAAAAAACCGUGGCAAAAUUAAAAACCAAUAGUCUGCAUAUGUAGAAUAGUGCACUUACAACGUAACUGACAGUUCAUUUCACUUUAAAUUCACUUUCUGUAACCAUAAAUUUGCGUUACACUUUGUCAAAUCUGAUCUUUUUUCGGAGCACUGGUCUUCUCAUAGUUGGGAAGUAGAGGAUACGAUGUUGAGACUCUUGUGCCUAACCUCUUAGAAACUUGCCGCCGUAUUUGGCCAACUUGAAAAAAAAAGUUUUUCCUCUCACAGAACGCGAGUACCUCUAUGUACCUCUGACUACAAAAAAACAGCCUUUUUCGAAGUAAGUGACUUUCUUAGAAAGUGGCUUAGGGUUUAAAAAAUUAUUUUUCUUUCCGGAAUAGGCCCGGUAUGUCAUAACCCAGAAGUGGUUUCAGAUUAAAUCGUAAAAACAGAUCGGAUCACACUGACGUUGUUGUAUCACACUGACGUUGUUGUUGCAGCACGUUAAACCUGAUAAUUCUGUUUUGAAUGAUACUAGUGACGUUUUUUGAGGAAGUGAACUAUAAUUUAUAUUGGGUUUGAGAGUGAUUACCUGGCUGAAAGGUAUUACAUAACUAGCGACAACAAAGAAAUAGAUCACGUGGUCGGGUGCAGGUAGAGCCUUUGGCACCUGGCCUCAGAUGCAGAUUUGACUGGAACAGGUUGGUUGGGUAAGCUACAUGUAGUCUGUAACGCCACGGUUUAUUUUUUUUUUUUGGUAUAUUCCAUGUAUGGAAUGUUGCGACGGCAAGCAGUUUGCAGCCGUAUCGGAUGUUCAGCCCUGAACACAGACGACACAAACCUCGUGUCACGGACUGGAAUCCCUUCAGAUUCCCCCAGCAUGUGUACCUGACCACAGUGUGAGUUGACUAUGAACGAAACAGAACAAACUUCCAUGAUUUUCAUAUCAUGAAACUGUGUAGAUUAGUGUGA